AUGGAUUGGGAAUUGCCGUUCGUGUCUGGAAAUGCUUGGAAUGGAGCUCAUUCAGGAACGGGAGAUCCACUUGAGCCUCUACGGCGCUAUGUGAAGGGUAUCUCGUUCACCUCCACAGAAGAGUCAUUGACUCAAGCAUUUUCACCAUUCGGCAAAGUUCUUGAUGCUAACAUAGUGAGAAAUAAAGUUACGAACAAGUCAAAAGGUUUUGGAUAUGUGACCUUUGAGACGGAGGAGGAUGCCGAAAAGGCUUUGGUGAACAUGAAUGGGAAGAUGGUGGAUCAACGCGUUGUUUUAGUGGACAAAGCAUGGCCAGACAACAGGAAGGCCAAAAAUGCAGGUUGA
Molecule: messenger RNA, 345 nt
Organism: Prunus armeniaca (apricot)
Lineage: Eukaryota; Viridiplantae; Streptophyta; Magnoliopsida; Rosales; Rosaceae
Source: the annotation of a GenBank genome assembly